Molecule: messenger RNA, 1258 nt
Organism: Liolophura sinensis
Lineage: Eukaryota; Metazoa; Mollusca; Polyplacophora; Chitonida; Chitonidae
Product: probable E3 ubiquitin-protein ligase MID2
Exons: 5
Coding region: 39-1064 (341 amino acids)
Molecular function (GO): ubiquitin protein ligase activity; zinc ion binding
Source: RefSeq, a predicted model, not a curated record
AUAGACUCUACCCUCAGCCUUGAAAAACCGAGGGUGUAAUGGCUGAAAGCAAGGAAAAUCGUGAAGCAGUCCUCACAUGUCCGAUAUGUGUGGAAACAUUCCGCAAACCAGUAAUGUUACCUUGUCAGCACAGUUUUUGUAGAGAGUGUAUUGGUGUGUAUGCUGACAAAUCUAAACCUGGACAGACAGAUGAGGUCUCCACGGGGAGUGAGGGUGUUCACCAGCUGAUCUCAUGCCCUGUAUGUCGGACACCAACCAGUCUGGGGAGAGAAGGUGUGGCUGGCCUGCCUCACAACUUUCAUCUGGCAGAAAUAGUGGAGAGGUUCUCUUCUGCUGUGAAGUUUGAGGAUGAUACCCCAUGUUGUUCUCUGUGUGAGGAGGAUAAUCAGGCUAAAGCUGUCAAGUUUUGUACCGACUGUUGUUUACUGUAUUGUAAAGACUGUCUGGUUUCUCUUCAUCCCAUGAGGGGGGCUAUGAAACGUCACCGGCUGAUUUCCUCCCUGGAGUACCUCUCUCAGGAAACCACACAGCGACAGACCAGCAGCAGGGACGAACAAUCAACUCAGCAAGCGUCAUGUGCGAGACAUGGUCAGCCGUUCAUGAUGUACUGUGAACCGUGUCGGAUGGUGAUCUGUGUGGGGUGUGUGGUUGAGCAUCCGGGACAUGCUAUGCGGGAUAUACCAUCUGCAGCUGAGAAUGACAAGCCAGCUGUUUUAAACAAGAGUGGUGAACUGGAGAAAGUGCUAAAAGAAACCAAAGAAUCACUGUCAGGAGUUACGAGGCUGCACAAUAAGAUACUGGAAAACAAGGAACUUCACAUUGAAGAGGUAGAAAGGGCUUAUUGUGCAGCCUUGGAAUCCUCACACGCCUGGAAACAACAGUCCUUAGAUGGCAUAGAAAUCCGCUAUUCACAGUGGAGUGUGGAGUGUAGCGCUAUACUCAAACAUUUCCAGCUACAGGCUCAGAAAAUGGAGAGGAUGGUACAGGCUUCCAAGGAUUUAGUAGCGUCAUUGGACGUCGAGUUUUUACAGGUUUCCACGGACUUCACCAAAACGUAUGUAUAAAUAUGUUAUACCUCUCUAGGUUUGUUAUACAUGUGAACAUGUCAGCAGAUGUGUUUCUGUAACACUGAGUACCAGCACUGUAGUUGUUCAAAACAUAACCCAAGUGUAAAAUAUAUCUAGUGUUCAAACAUACAUUUGCUCAGACAAAUCAGACGUAACCUGCUAGGUAUAUCAUGACAUUUUCAUAACUGUGC